Molecule: messenger RNA, 1467 nt
Organism: Pungitius pungitius (ninespine stickleback)
Lineage: Eukaryota; Metazoa; Chordata; Actinopteri; Perciformes; Gasterosteidae
Product: UPF0500 protein C1orf216 homolog
Exons: 2
Coding region: 307-1377 (356 amino acids)
Source: RefSeq, a predicted model, not a curated record
CGUCCUCUUCCCGUUUUCCCACCUCAUUUCUCAUCGCGUCGACAGGAGGAGACUCCGGGUCGUUUUUGUAUUUUUUAUCAGCCGGACGCACACGCCGUCGUGUUUCGCCGCGUGCGUUGUUGAUAAAAAAAAAAGCUGCGUGCGCCAAUAAAGCGCCGACAUGCAGCCGCUCGGCGCCAUUGGUCGCGUCCUGAGCGUUUACCGCCGUCGGUCGUGCAAACACGGGAGUCUUGCUUUUUUUUUUUACCGAAAAGAACAACCCGCCCGGCAGCAGGACUCCUGUGUGAGGCUCAGUCGAGGUCAGCGAUGCUUCACCAUCAGGACCAACCUCUGGACUCCGCCUAUGGAGGCAAAGGAGGCUCCAGCAAUGGCUCUUCCUCCUCGCUGCGAAACAAAGACGGUAACUUCAACUUCCUGUCAGGCCAAGACGACGAGGGCACUGGAGGAGGAGGAGGGGACGAGAACCAAAACCCGGUGCGUCCCCGCAACCUCGGCCCGCUGGGUCGCGACCCUCCCAACUCCAAGUCGCCCUCCGGUUAUCACCACAACUCGGGGGUCCUCUCGCCGCGCUCCCGCCGGCCCUGCUGGAGCCGCCUGGAGCCCCUGCCAGAGAUCGAGUGCGGAGACGACGGUUGUGGCCGAGUGCCUCCCGACGGGGCCGAGGAAGGCCGGGUGCAGGAGGAACAGAGGAAGGGGAUGAAGGGCCACGCCGGGGAGAGGCAGCGUGGGAAAACGGGGAUGCAGGAGAGGAAAGGCAGCCGGGGAAGUGAGGAAGAGGAAGAAGUGGCGCUGGAGGACGGAGACGAAUGGGGCGACAGCGACUCGGAGUCCGACUUCAGCAACCGCUCUGGGGGCAGCAUGUCCUCGCUCAACAUGGACAGUGGAGGCGAAGGGAUGCUGAUGGGGGGCUGGGACCGCAUCGGUGUCGGGGAACCCAAAUCCAGCCCCCAGGAGUGCGACCCGACCAAAAACGGCAACCGAGAACCGCCUGGCAGACGCGGAAGCUUCGGCCGCAGGUCGCUGACGGGGAGCCACCUGGGGAACGUUCUGGAGGAAGGGCCAGAGGAGGAAGGCGGCGACCGGUCUUCGGACUCGGACAGCGAGAUGCCAGAGCUGAUGGACGCCGUGUGGACGCUGCGAGACCGCGAGCGCUUCAAGGCCCAGGAGAUGGAGAAGCACCAGGUCCAGCUGACCAUGUACCGCCGCCUGGCGCUGAUCCGCUGGGUGCGCACCCUGCAGGUCCGCAUCCAGGAGCAGCAGAACCGCCUGCAGUCCAGCUUCGACGUCAUCCUCACGCAGAGGAAGGAGCUGCUGCGCAUGGGCGCCGCCGCCGCCGUGGCCAACGUCCCGCCCCUCGCCGCCGUCAGCCACUCGUAAGGGGGGAGCGGCGAGGGAUCAUCGAAAACAGGAAGUGGUUGAAAACCACAGGUUAUUUUUUUUCUGUUUGCCUCCAUCCUGAAGAAACUG